GACAGGGUCGGUGCCUUGGUUACUUCCGGAUUCCCUGUGAAGCGGAGGGGCAGAAAAUGUUGCUGCAGCGGCAGGGGCUCGGGAGUUGACGAUAGCAUACGGGACAGCAGCACAUAGACGCACCGGAACCCGAGCAAACACUUCACAGUAGUUUUGUCACUUACGGGAUAUCGCUAAUCGGGUUUCGUGCGAUUUCGGCGUCUUUCACUCCAUAAGUCCAUGCAGCCUGAUUCUCAUCUCCUCCGCCUUCACGGAUCUACACUGUCACAUCUCUCCCUCGGCUUGAUCGUGCUCUGAAUUGACACAGUGACAUUUUGCAAGUGUUGGAGGCAGCAAGGACGAGUGCACACUCACCCGGUGUGUGUUGUCCUGUGAGAUAAAGCGAGGCUUAACGGGAGCUCGGCUGAACAUCUCCCGCUGGCAUCAGCAACAACAUGGACUGGCUAAUGGGGAAGUCCAAAACGAAGCCUAAUGGAAAGAAACCUCCUGCCGAGGAGAAGAAGCACUAUCUGGACCCAGAGUACACUAAAGUGCGGGUGGUGGACUUUGACCUUAAAGACCUGGUGGUGCUGCCCAGAGAGAUAGAUCUUAACGAAUGGCUGGCCAGCAACACAACAACAUUCUUCAAUCUCAUCAACCUGCAGUAUAGCACAAUCUCUGAGUUUUGCACUGGUGACACAUGUCAAGCCAUGACAGCAUGUAACACAAUAUACUACUGGUAUGAUGAGAAGGGGAAGAAGAGCAAGUGUACAGCACCUCAGUAUGUCGACUUCGUCAUGAGUCUAGCACAGAAACUUGUCACAGAUGAAGAAAUCUUCCCAACAAAAUAUGGUAAAGAGUUCCCCAACUCGUUUGAGUCUCUGGUAAAGAAGAUCUGCCGGUACCUGUUUCAUGUGCUGGCACACAUCUACUGGGCGCACUUUAAGGAGACGGUGGUUUUAGAUCUUCAUGGACACUUAAACACGCUGUACACACAUUUCAUCGUCUUUGUGAGGGAAUUCAAUCUGGUUGACCCCAAGGAGAUGUGCAUCAUGGACGACCUGUCUGAGGUGCUGUGUGCUCCCCUGCCCUCCUCCCCCCAACAGAACCACGUGACUGAGAGAUGAGCCACAGCCAAUGAGCCCCGAGUGAGGAAGAGGAGGAUGAAUUGAGAAUGACGGCCCUCAGGAGGGCCAGAGCUGCUUGCAGGACUCACGCACCCUUUGAUGUGUGAUUAUUUAACCACCAUAAGAACUAGUCAAAGGGGAACCGAGGGGAUGGCAGUGCCUCCGUUCAGCACGCACUAGUGGGGAGAAAAAUAGCCCCACCUACCUUCUUUGCAGUCUAAGAACAAUUUUUUUUUAAUGUUUUGCUUUUUAUUUGUAUUUAUUUUUGCUCACAUUCUUAAAGGAUGUUUUUUUUGUUUUUUGGGUUUUUUUUUUUUUUUUUUUAACAGGGAGUUUGAUUUGGCCCUUAAUGUCUAAUACAUGAGACUAAAGCAUAGUCACCUGAUAUUAGACUGUUGUAAAGAAAUGUCUUGUACCCCAGUGCCCCCAUGUGGAGAGACAUAUUCUGAAAAAGGUGCCAGCUGUCCUGCAUGGACAUUUAGUACUUCGUGACCGGGACCUGGCUCCACAUUGUGACCAGUUCUGUUCAUGUGCACCUCCUUGUAUCCUUCUAUUCUGUUCUCCUGUUCUUAGUUCCUCUUGUCCUUAGUUACACUUUUUUUGAGAGGUCAUGCAAUAAUUAAACAGCAGAAAUGAAUGUCCAGCUUGAUGCUGUAGGAUGUUGCUAUUGGUGAGACUGUUGAUGUGCAUGUAGACGGUACAGGCCUGCACAGAAUAUCUCAACAGAGUUCACCAUUACGGAAGCAAUCGAUAUGCUGUAUCAUACCGAGGAUGCAUCCUCCAGGGUUUUUUAAAAUCUUUUUUUCUUAUGCUAUCAGAGGUCAUUAAAAUUAUAUCAGCCUACACGUGUGUAGCACAUGCACAUUCUGCUUGCAUUUUUAUUAAAAUAGAUUAUAACUAUAUAAAGAAAUCGCAGGUGGGUUACGUCAAAAUAGCGCCUCCAGGGAGGGGGAUUUUGAUUCCCCUUCAUUUUAUUUAUUUUGACUGUUUAUUUGCAGGGUUCCUAAGUUCUGGCUUUCCUUUUAUGUAUUUUAAUGAUCUAAGUUAAAACAAUUUAUUAUUUUAAGCUCUGCAAAUUAUAAUCUAAUAAAACAUGAAAAUGCCAACCUGA
Molecule: messenger RNA, 2217 nt
Organism: Hemibagrus wyckioides
Lineage: Eukaryota; Metazoa; Chordata; Actinopteri; Siluriformes; Bagridae
Gene: mob2a
Product: MOB kinase activator 2a
Exons: 5
Coding region: 435-1106 (223 amino acids)
Biological process (GO): signal transduction; positive regulation of protein phosphorylation
Cellular component (GO): cytoplasm; nucleus
Molecular function (GO): protein kinase activator activity
Source: RefSeq, a predicted model, not a curated record